Penicillium cosmopolitanum is the source of this 1839-nucleotide messenger RNA. Its product is annotated as fungal specific transcription factor domain-containing protein. The record is from RefSeq and is a predicted model, not a curated record. Bases 1 to 1839 code for a protein of 612 amino acids. The transcript is spliced from 5 exons. Gene Ontology annotation, molecular function: DNA binding; zinc ion binding. NCBI's taxonomy places the organism in Eukaryota, Fungi, Ascomycota, Eurotiomycetes, Eurotiales, Aspergillaceae. Gene Ontology annotation, biological process: DNA-templated transcription.
AUGACAAGCGAUGAUAAGAUACGAAAGAAUGCCCUCAGUUGCAAUGGAUGUAGGCAACGGAAGGUGAAGGAAAGAUACGAGCUUCUGGUGUCCGUGGUUCGGCAUUUUGUGCCUUCGGCCUCCUUCGGAACCGAAGACCUGCGGAAACUCCUGGACACUUUGCCAGCUCCAGCGGAAGGAUCACCCGCUUCUACACCACCUAACGAUGUGGCCACCUCAAGUGGUGGACCGGGCCCGUGGCCGUCGGAGGCUGUCACCCAUAUGGAUACUCCAACAUCCUCAUAUUCACCCAAUCCCCCCAACGAGGAAUGUGAAAUCGAGGACUUUGAAGAUACGCUGAUGGUAGAUGCUAUGAAUAUUCCUCGAUUUAGUGGCUCUUCUAGUUGCACCACUCUCAAUGCGAAAAUAAUAACACAUUUGUCCAAAGAUACUCGCGGUAUAUCACCCCUCAAUGACAACGAUACCCCGUUGUUGUUAGAUGGACAAGUGAUCUCUUAUCGAAAUGCGGGCUACCUCCCCAAUCGCAAAGCCCUUGACAAAGCAGCCGUGAGGUUUUUUGCAGAAGUAAACAGCGUCGUAUAUAUCCUUGAUCAGGAUAGAUUCCACUCUUGGAUUGACGAUGUGUAUGUCGGGAAGGAGGUGCGUGCAUCCGUGCUGGUCAUAUUGUAUCUGGUCAUGGCCCUCUGCGGCGACAAAGAUCCUAGUUUUCAUAUUGCUCGAUCCUAUAUGGAUGACGUGAUAGAAGAAUCGAGCUUGGAGAGCGUGCGGGCGAUUAUGUUGAUGAGCUUGUACCGUCAAAGGGAGGGUGAACGCAGUGUUUCUUGGGCAAUGCUGGGAGUGGCAAUCCGAAUCUCACUGUCACUUGGCCUUCACCAAAGUAUAGGCUAUAACCACGAUACUUCCAUAUAUGGAUCAGAAAUCAAGCGGCGCCUGUGGUGGUCCCUAUGCGAGUUUGACAACUGGGGGUCUUGCAUGCUAGGGCAGCCCUCUGGCCUCGGUCAGACGGAAAAUUCCGUCUCUCUACCCUCACAGGAAUUCAAUACUACACCCUACACUCCACCUGGCUAUGCCAGUAGCUCAGCAUCUCUCGGUAUUCUGAUUGGCCAGAUAUCCCAGAAGCUGUAUAUCCAAACCGGUGAUUUGAGAAGUAAAAAGCAGCUGAGUAAUGAGCUUCUUGAGAAGGUCAGAACAUGGAACAACGAACUGCCCGAUCACCUUCGCCCAAAUUCAGCAAUCCCAUCCUGCUUUGCACGUGCUACAUUAUAUUUAAACCUCAAAUAUAAUUACGCCCGUAUGCUCAUUGGGAGACCGUACAUGGUCCAUUCGAUACUCUGCAGCAAAAGCCAUGACGCUGUUUUCGAAUCCCGUGCAGCUACCUGUAAAGAUGCAAACCGUGAAUCGGUCGAGGCCUUGAUGGAAUUCUACCGCCGAGAUCUUUUAUCUACGUGUCUUUGGCUUGAUACAUAUUUCAUCUUGGCAACAUCAAUAGUUCUAUUUCUCCGUGCUAUCGAAAUGCCGUGUGUGAGGAAAGAGUUAGAGUUGUUUCUGCCUGUUUUGAAAACGUGCGAUCAAAGCCAAGUUGCGAAAUACGCCGCUCAAAGUAUGGAGAAGUUUCUGCAUAAUCCCGAAAAUGGUGUAACGGAACCAUCGACUGUCAACGUUGCAGAUUCUUUGGCUCGGUCAUCAAGGCUCGGCCAGUUGAGUGAUAACUGUCAUGAAAUAAACUACAGUGACUUGGGAGAUCUCAACGCCCUUGGCUCCGACUGCUUCGGACUUGGAGAAAGUUUUGACCUGGACUUAUGUGCAGCUUGGAAUGAGGUUUCGAAUAUUGUACAAUAA